Messenger RNA from Alnus glutinosa, 1713 nucleotides. RefSeq names its product putative serine/threonine-protein kinase. The record is from RefSeq and is a predicted model, not a curated record. Gene Ontology annotation, biological process: protein phosphorylation. Lineage: Eukaryota; Viridiplantae; Streptophyta; Magnoliopsida; Fagales; Betulaceae. The coding region runs from base 270 to 1535 and encodes 421 amino acids. Gene Ontology annotation, molecular function: ATP binding; protein kinase activity. The transcript has 7 exons.
UUUGGAUUUUUCUCAUCGUUUGCUCUUACACAUACGCUAUCGCUUCCUCCGACAUUCCAUUCCUCCGAUUGUUCCAAUGUUUGACACCCUCUUCAUCUUCUCUCUCCCUCUCUCCUUGUCUCUUUCAACUUUCGGUUUUACCGAGAGAGAGAGAGAGACAGACAGAGGGAAUUGGAUGAAGAAAAUGGCUGUUGCCAGUUGUUGAAGUUACUGCAACAAAAGCGAAGACGGUUGCAGCACCAUUACUCCUCCUUUGCUCGCUAAUAACAAUGCCUAGACCAGCACCAGAAGUGACCCCUCCGGCACCCUCUGCAUUGCAGAUGCAGAGUUCAUCAGCGCUGUUGCAUUCUUCAGCCCUUUUCUUUUUCCUGGGAGGGUUAUUUGUGCUUGUGUUAUUGGUGAUUCUUAUAUUAGUCCUUUGGAAAUUUGUUAAACCAGUGGAGGUGAUGAAGUUGCUAGGACGAAGUAAAAAGUGGCAAGUGUCUUCAGAAUUCUUUAGUGCUAAUCUUCGAACAGUAAGCUAUUUUGAUUUCGAGUCACUGAAGAAGGCAACCAAGAAUUUUCAUCCUGCUAAUCUUCUUGGAAAAGGUGGAUUUGGGCCUGUUUAUCAGGGAAAGUUAGAAGAUGGGAGGUUGGUUGCUGUGAAGAAAUUGUCUCUUGAUACGUCCCGGCAAGGAGAGUCAGAAUUUCUUGCAGAGGUGAGGACAAUCACGAGCAUCCAACACAAGAACCUGGUUCGCCUUCUUGGAUGUUGUUCUGAUGGGCCUCACCGGCUACUUGUGUAUGAAUUCAUGAAGAGUGGAAGCUUGGACCUUAUAAUAUAUGGUAAAAGUGAUCAGUUCCUAAGUUGGAGCACCAGGUUCCAAAUAAUAAUUGGCAUUGCAAGAGGAUUGCAGUACCUACAUGAGGAUUCACACUUAAGAAUUGUUCACAGAGACAUCAAAGCUAGCAAUAUUCUUCUUGAUGAAAAAUUUCAACCAAGGAUUGGAGAUUUUGGGCUGGCUAGGUUCUUUCCUGAAGACCAAGCUUAUCUUAGCACUACAUUCGCUGGAACUUUAGGUUAUACUGCACCUGAAUAUGCUCUAAGAGGAGAAUUGUCUGAAAAGGCAGACAUCUAUAGUUUUGGAGUUCUUGUGCUUGAAAUCAUUGGCUGCAGGAAAAACACAGAUUUCACUUUACCAUCAGCAAUGCAAUACCUUCCUGACUAUGCAUGGAAACUAUAUGAGAGGUCGAGGAUGCUUGAUCUAGUUGAUCCAAAAAUGCAAGAAGAUGGGUUCGAGAAGAAGGAUGUUUUGCAAGCAAUCAAUGUAGCCUUCUUAUGCCUUCAGCCUCAUGCAAAUCUCAGACCCUCCAUGUCAGAGAUCGUAGCCUUGUUAACAUACAAAGCUGAAUUAGAUAAAACACCAAUGAGACCGAUCUUCUUGGACCGAAGGCGCAAGAAGGAUGAGAACUUUUCUUGGGAUACCAUAUCUGAUGCUAUCCUUUCUCAAUUGCAGAGUGAGUCCCCCUCAUUACCUCAAACACCAAACUUAUAAGGGUAAUUUUAUGCUUCCAAUUUUUUAUAGGAUACAAAGAAAGCAGAAUCAAUUGUAGUCUACGUUUCAACACAGUUACAAAAAUAUGUACGUAAUAUGCUUUUUCUUGCACUUUUUUCUUUUCUUUGUCACCUCUUUUCCCUUGAUGUCUCUCUUAAAUACAUAUACUUGUGGAUGA